Dendrobium catenatum is the source of this 543-nucleotide messenger RNA. RefSeq lists its product as uncharacterized. The record is from RefSeq and is a predicted model, not a curated record. NCBI's taxonomy places the organism in Eukaryota, Viridiplantae, Streptophyta, Magnoliopsida, Asparagales, Orchidaceae. The coding region runs from base 14 to 373 and encodes 119 amino acids. The transcript has a single exon.
AACAAAUAAAAAUAUGAUCUUGAUGAUCAUGGUGCCGGAAGAGCUGCAGGAAGCCGACGUUCUUUGGCCGGAGCAACGCCGCCCCAGGAUUCUUGCACCUCCUCCGCCUGCCGUCACUACCUCCGCCACCGAUAAUACACAGAAGAAGUCACCCCCCAUCAAAAUCCCCCAACCCUUAACCAUCCCCGCCACCGGCGAAGAUUAUAUCGACGGCGAAGGGAUGCUCCCGCCGCACGAGAUGGUGGCGCGACGUUGGGCCCGGGAGAAAAUCGCGUGCUCGGUUUGCACAGGGCAAGGCCGCACGCUUAAAGGCCGCGACCUCCGGCACGUGCGAAACUCGGUGCUCCGGCUCACCGGAUUCCUCGAGAGAUAGCGCCCGCGGAUUUGCAGACCAAUAAUGCGAAGAGAACGAGUAAAAGUCAUUAAGUAUUUCUAAUUACAAUUUGGUAAAGUAAUUAAUAAUAAUUAAUGAGAUGCUUAUUGUUUAAGCUAAUAAAAUUUAUUUGGAGAAUUUUGACGUAUUGAGAAUUGCAGUAAUGUGAG